Pelagomonas calceolata is the source of this 1790-nucleotide messenger RNA. The record is from the annotation of a GenBank genome assembly. NCBI's taxonomy places the organism in Eukaryota, Pelagophyceae, Pelagomonadales, Pelagomonadaceae.
CUCGGAUAUAUAUCUGCCAUGGCUGGGACAGAGGAGAUGGCAACAGAUGAUGAAGUCGCUGAGUGAGCAUCGUACUAUACGGUGCGUAUUGACACAGGACGUAUGCCCGUGCACAGAUGUCAUCGCCACCCACAGCAGCAUUGCGCUAUACUAACACCUGGGGCUCGCGUGGGGCGGACCCAUGCCCGUGAUUCGCACAGACGGAAUAGCAUGGGCGCCUGAGACGCCAGCUGCGCGGCAUGCAAUCGCGGCACGGCUCGCGAAGGACCCCACUGCAUGCGCCGCAGCACCACCGAGUGCUCGGCUUGCUCUUGUCCUUGCCAGGUGUCACGCGCUCGAGGCGACACGCCGUGCGCAUGAACUAAAGGGUGAGGCCUGGAGAUCGGGGGGGAUCAGCCCGAGUUUUUCAUGGGUUGCGGAUGCCCGCGACUCAACCUCUGACGCACCUCCGCUCCUUGACGUGCUUAUUCGGCUCCGUAUGCGUGCAGUUGCCCUCUGUCGCCUCUGCCACGGAACGGCAGCACCCGAUACGCUCGAGGCACUCCUUGACCUUGCGCGCGCAUACGCCGCGUCCGGACUUUGGUUACAGGCGGAAGCACACGCAAAGCGAGUGGUCUCGCUGCUCACUGAGACGCCGGCUCGCGUAGAUGAUGGCAAUGAUGUGGUGUCCAUGGCAGAUGAAGCCGCUGCCACCUCGGUUCUUGGACUGUUCUCGCGAUUAGCAUCAAUAGCAGCAGCAGCAGCGCAUCAGAGCCGCGUGCCAUGGCAUGCAUUGGUCACCAUACUGGCCAACGCCGGCGAGCCGCGCCUCGCCGAGCAGCCCUGGGGCGUACUCGAGGGUGCGGACGGCUUCGCACGGCGCCCAGACGUGCCAGGUGGCGACCUAAGCUGGGCUGGCGUGGUUUCAUUUCUCCGCGUAGCGCAUGGUGGUUUUGCAGCGGUGACGCGGCGCCUAGAGGCUGUUGCACCCACGCACGAUACGGCUGCACUAGAUCAUGCUUUCCGUGCAGCGGUGGUCACGCCGGGCGCAGGUGCAGCGUUUGCCGCCCCACUUCGAGAUGCUGUCAUCGCAUCAUCAUCUGCGGCAGCUGCCCUGGCCGGCUCAGGCUUGGCCGUGUGGCUCUGCGCGCGAGUGGAUGCUGAUGCCGCGCGAGGAGCUGCAGCUGCACCUGUCACCUGGGAGGAAUGCGUUGCUGCUCUUGUCGCCUGCCCUUUUCCCGUCUCUGUAGGUGGUACUACCUCUCUGUCACCUCGUGCAGCCGUACAGCGCGUGGCCAACCUCCGCGCACGCGCACACGUGUUGUGCGGUCGAGCACACGCGCGCCGCGGAGAGCUCGCUGCGGCUGCACAUGUGCUCCGCUCCGCACUUCAUGCGAGCAAAAAUGCGGACCGGCCCUCGGGAGCGGUCGCUGCUGAUGCACACGCGGCGCUCGCCGAUGUUGCAGCGUGGAUCCGCGUCUUUCACAUCCACACGUAUUUCGGCAAGUCUCCUGCGCAGGUCGCUGCGUGCGCAGUCUCACGUCGCCGCGGAGAUGUGGCUUUGCAGUGGAUUGACUCAGAGGCAGAAGAAUUCGCGGCUACUUGCGAGUCUAGACGCCACCACGCCAAUGGCACUACUGCGGACGCAAAGGCUGAUGCAGAGUGGACGCCCGACGUACGCGCAAAGGCUUCGGUCACCGUGCGCCCGACGUGCUCCGGCAGCCCUGGUGCAGCUCGUGAUCCGGCCGCCACUGCCGCUGCUUCACAUCUAGAGCGUGCCGAGGCUGCCUCCGAGGUAGUCUACGGCCGUG